Molecule: messenger RNA, 2542 nt
Organism: Equus caballus (horse)
Lineage: Eukaryota; Metazoa; Chordata; Mammalia; Perissodactyla; Equidae
Gene: RHBDL2
Product: rhomboid like 2
Cellular component (GO): membrane
Molecular function (GO): serine-type endopeptidase activity
Source: RefSeq, a predicted model, not a curated record
AAAAAAGACUUCUUGGCAGGGCAUCUGGGAGGAUCCAUUGAAAGUAUGCAAGUGAAAGUGGUUCUAUAAACUGGGAAGGGGAGGUAUCAUGACUGUCUUUGAAUGAGAGAGACACAAGGAAUGACGCUGCUGAGAGGCCUUGCACGCGGCCAAGGCCCUGGUUCCCCACCCUGAACCACAGCCACAGUUGUGGGGUUGCAGGGGAGUAGCUUUCCACACGCAGUGGGCAUGCAGAGACCUCCGGAGGCAGCCUGGCUCUGCCCGAGCGGCCUUCACCAUUGAGGGCAAGUGUGCUUUGCUUCAGGAAGAAGGGAAACUUUUGGAAAAGGGGGGUUUGUGAAGGCAUUUUUUGUUUUAAAAUCUUUUGCGUAUUUAUUCCAUGUGAAUCCUCAGAGAUGUAGCAAAGAGAAAACAACCACAACCACGAACCCAUAAUAUCGAAAAGCAGUUCUUAAUUUCUGUAGCUAAAAAAGCAGUCUUUCAGGCUACAACCACAGAGAGACUGCUGCAGGCCCCUGGAGCCGGGCAUGAUGAUGGCUUGCGGUGCGAUGAGGAGGCUGUUAAUCUCUGUGGCCCAGGAGCCCAGUCUGUGGCCUCUCCAGUUACCCACGUUGCCUGGCAAUGCCACCAAAAGCCUCCCCACCAGGCCUAACUGGGCAGCAAUUGGGUACACCCAGCACAGCCUGCUGCCCAGCCUCCUGGGCUGCCCAGCCACAUCAAGGCUGGCCUCAGCCUCUGCAAGGGCCCGCCUGGUACCGAUGAAUGGGUGGGGCCAGCUGUAUGAAAAAACAAUUCAGAUAUUUAAAAUCUACUUGUCUGAAUGCAGCUAGGAAAGCAGCACGAGCUAAUGAUCGAACGUCUCUUCUGCCAAUGAGGAGUUGUCCUAAGAUUGGUGGCCUUGGCAGUGCUCUCCUGGGUGAGGUGACGAAGGGAAGUUUCUUCAGGACUGGAGCCCGGGAAUCUGGAUGAAGACCAAUGCUGGAAACCAGAUGCCUGAUGGGAUGCUGAGGCAUAGCCUGUUUCGGGAGCUACUGGUCUAGUGCAGACUGUUCACUGUGCAGCUCCAGCCUCAAAAAUCCUAAGCAAAUGCAGCUGACUGGUCAAGUCUAGUGCACAGACCUGAGCCCUCGCUGCCGCCUGGGGACCUGGAAACGUGAAGAUUGGGCAUUUUUACCUUCUGUGGUGGUGGAGAUAGGACCCAGGACAAUGGCUGCUGCUCAUGAUUUGGAAAUGGAGGAUAUGAAUCUAAAUAUGGAUAGAGCCAUGAACGAAGAGCUGGAGGAAGAGAAGAUGAGAGAGGAUGGCGGAGGUAAAGACCCCUUCAAAAAUAAAAAGGUCCACAGGAUUGUCUCAAAAUGGAUGCUUCCUGAAAAGGCCCGAAGAACGUACUUAGAGAGAGCUAACUGCCUCCCACCCCCUGUGUUCAUCAUCUCCAUCAGCCUUGCCGAGCUGGCAGUGUUUAUUUACUAUGCUGUGUGGAAGCCUCAGAAUCAGUGGAUCACCCUGGACACGGGCAUCUUGGAGAGUCCCUUUAUCUACAGUCCCGAGAAGAGAGAGGAAGCCUGGAGGUUUAUCUCAUACAUGCUGGUACAUGCUGGAGUUCAGCACAUCUUGGGGAAUCUUAUUAUGCAGCUUGUUUUGGGGAUUCCUUUGGAAAUGGUCCACAAAGGCCUUCGAGUGGGGCUGGUGUACCUGGCAGGAGUGACUGCAGGAUCUCUUGCCAGCUCCAUCUUUGACCCACUCAGAUCUCUCGUGGGGGCUUCAGGAGGAGUCUAUGCUCUGAUGGGAGGCUAUUUUAUGAAUGUUCUAGUGAAUUUUCGAGAAAUGAUUCCUGCCUUUGGAAUUGUCAGACUACUGAUCAUCAUCCUUAUAAUUGGGUCGGACAUGGGAUUUGCUCUCUACAGAAGGUUCUUUGUCCCUGCCAGUGGGUCACCGGUGUCUUUUGCGGCUCACAUUGCAGGUGGAUUCGCUGGAAUGUCCAUAGGUUACACUGUGUUUAGCUGCUUUGAUAAGGCGCUGCUGAAGGAUCCAAGGUUUUGGAUAGCGAUUGUGGCUUAUUUAGCUUGUGUCUUAUUUGCUGUGUUUUUCAACAUUUUCCUAUCUCCAGCAAACUGACCUGCCUCUAAUAUAAGCCAAUUAAUAAAAAGAGCCAUCUAGGAAAAAACUGGAGGACUCUAUGAAGAAACAGAGAAGUCACAGCACCUGCUGACAAUUUUAUAGAGGACAAACACCACUGAAGUCAUCAGUUGCAAAGAAUGCUUACAAAAGGAGUUAGGGUUUAAGGAAAGGGCUUCUGAAUGCAAAGGGAGGGAAGAGGAUGAGCGGGAAGGGAAGGGAAGUAAAAACCAGAGAUUGCCUCUUUCCCAGGUGUAUGUGGUGUGUGUAUACAUACAUACAUACAUAGCGUGUAAAUAUCCUCUCAAAAAGAAUUGCUCUUCUUCGAAGAUAUAUUGUAUUAUUGUAUUAUUAUUGUAUCUAUUGCUUGAUAGAAUCCACAAAUACUGUAGUAUGCUGAUAAUAAAAACUUUUCAUACCUGUGUCA